AUGGCGGUACCUGGCUGGCGGGCGGUGAGAGGCAAAGUACUUCAUUACCACGGCCUCCCCCCACACCCUCACGCCCACACCCACACGCCUACUAACCUUCCCUAUCCACCCCUAACCCAGGACCCUCCCACGCCCGCCCUCACGGAAGCCGAGGAGACAAAGGGACACAAAGUGAAAAAAACAACCCAGAAUGGAACACCUGUAUACACUUGCGUGGUGAUUACCUUGUACCGCCAUUCACUCCCUCCCAAUAAAUCUGGCCGCCCUGUAAGCCACACCUCCAGCCCCAUGACACGUGACACACAGCCUCCGUCAGCCAAACAUAGCGCCUUGUCCACAUACCCACCUCCCCUCCAAGCAGCGUGCAAAUACCCGCCCACUCCCCUCAUCCCCCACCACUCCACCCAGCCGCCCACCAUCCCGCCCACCUGCCCACCCUCCCACCCACCCAGGGGCUUCAGCUAA
Molecule: messenger RNA, 465 nt
Organism: Portunus trituberculatus (swimming crab)
Lineage: Eukaryota; Metazoa; Arthropoda; Malacostraca; Decapoda; Portunidae
Product: extensin-like
Exons: 4
Coding region: 1-465 (154 amino acids)
Source: RefSeq, a predicted model, not a curated record